GGAUGCGCUGGUUGUGGAGGCCCUUUUCUUCGGAUCCGCCCGGGAAGCGUCCUACGUGUAUCACGCCCGGUGCCGCGGGGGCCUUGGUACCGAUAGCGAAGACGGCACCAUCAACACGUCACCAUCACCCCGGACGAACCUGUGUCUGUCUAACGCCAUUUUUCUGAACUGCCUCUCGCGCCGAUAUUACCUCGAGUCUGAGCACGCGGGACGGCUAGUGAUCGAUCAGAUGGAGAUAUCCAAGAAAAAAAGAUUGUAGGUGUAACUUUUUUGGCUGAUCAGCAUUAUGGCAGGACAGCAGAAACCUGUCAUGCGCAGAUAGCAUGUCAAAACGCGCUUGAAUGGACCACCCUGCAAUGCAUAUGUCCAGCAUGACAGACGCAAUCAUCUUACGUGUUGCGCAUCACGACAAACUUACACUAACAAUGUUUUUUUCCUGCAUAGGAGAAGCACGAUCUCGCCCGGGCGCGGUUGUGGAUUCGCCAGGCCGACUACGCCGAGCAGCGGGCUGUGGCUGGCAACCCCCGGAGCUUCGCGAGUGCAAGUACCAGGCAUGGAGUCGCGUGGUGUGUCGUGGAUGUGUUCUGGCCACCGGAUGCCGGUCGUGAGGAGACGCCUGAGACUCGCCUGGGAGCUUGGGGCACGUGGGGACAGGAAGAUUUGUUCGUGAAAGUUACGGAUGGAGGCGUAGAAAAGGCGAUCAACCCCAUGACGGGGGCCGCGAUGCUGGUGGAGGGGCAAGCGCAGUUCGAAAACUUCCCAAAGAUCCCGCGCGGCUGGGCCCGAAGCCCCUUGUUUCAGCGCCUGUUCUCUCAGCCGUCAGACUUUGUGCAGUGCCUGGUACGGGAGGUGAGCGUUUACGGGCAGCGGUACUUCCAGAUUCGCAAUUCUCGGGUACGAGACUUACUCUUUCGCCCGGAGUCCACAGCAGGCGGGGACGGACUGCCCGAGAAUUCCAGUCCGCGGGUGUACUGGCGAAGGCCGGGCACCUCUGAGCUGUUCGAGUUGUCCCGUGCGGAAGAAGUGGAGGACCUAGCGCGGGAGGUCGAGCGGAGCGCACCCCAGCUGGGCAAAACGCGGACGGUGUGGACGAUAUCAAAUGCAAAAAUGUCUGGGUCUGGAAGAUUGCUAGAUUUGUGAUGCAGGUCUUCCAUGACCCACGCGGUCUUGCAUGCACGGCCUAGCGCGACAGGUUCUGUGAGAUCUCUAUUAUGCCUUUGUUCCUGCGUGAGAGACUGUCUCUAAAAAACUUGUUUAAAAGUGGACCUCUUUUGGUAAUCAUGCAACACUUUAGAGCUUGACCCAAUCUCCCCGAGAUCAAGCCCGUAGGCUUUGUUCGUAAAGGGGGUGACUUUGGUUUUAGAGCAAUCUUCCACUCGUGAUAGACAAAGGCUAGUGCAUUAAAGGUUGAGGGGUCGAAUGAAUCACGCAACAGAAAUUUUUCCACGAUCCAGAUGUAGCAUGACAAGCUACACUCUUCCUGACCCAGACAUUUCUUCAAUGUAUAGACGACACUGCGGGACAAGUUUGACUUUUGGGUGAAGCAGAACCCGGACGAACGGGGGACAGCCGCCGCGUUAGCGCCGGCGGUCUUACUGGCUGUGAAGCGGGAGAGAGCACGGGGGGAACCAGAGCCGCUCAUCCCCUAUCCUGAGUAAAAACGUCCCCACACCAGAGAUGUAAUGCAGAUUUGCAAAGACAGGAAGACUCGUAAUACGCAUCCCCAUGAGAGCCAUUUCCAAUCGUGUUUUGGAAUUUGUGAUGCUCUGAACAGGAUGAGCAGAUGAAUCUGUGAUGCGGCUGCACUUGCUAACCUGCACUACACUGCAGAGUGCAACUUGUCAUGCGUGACUCACAAAACUCCUAGGUUUGUGUUGCAAAAUCCCCAUCCUGACUCUGGUGUGGCUACGUUUUUACUCAGGAUAUCCCCUCGGGCGUAGUCAGUCACCCGCAGGCGAUGUUCACACUCACGGAGGCGGGGUACCUGACGCCCCACCGCAGUGACUCCACGGGCUUGCCGAAAGACUACGCAAACCUGUUUGGCACAGUGCAGGCGUAUCAACAUGCAGCUCAAGAACGCGGCGUGGGCGGCGAGGGCCGGACGAUCUCGUGGCGCCUGCUGGCGCAGGGAAAUAUCGUUGGCGGGGAUUUGGACCAACAAGCCUUAGUGCGGCAGUUGCUUCGCAGCGGUGGCAGGGAUGUGACCGGCCUAGACCUGAACCCACAGUAUGUCCGCGACAUGGUCGGACGGGUGCGAGAGGGCAAGGGAAUCACGCAGAUGGGCAUUUCUAUGAAGUGCAAGUAUGUUGUCUGGGUCCUCCGGAAGACCGCAGGACGAGUUUCCCAUGCUAUUGUUCCAUGACCCGAUGAAAGGUCUAGCAUGCAAGCCCUGAUAUUUUACAGGGUUGCAGAAGUAGGUGUCUCAAACUCAAUGACUAAGCCGCAUGUUGACAAGGUUCGUCUACUUCCGGCGUGUCAGUAAAGUGGGCAUCAACUUUUGCUGUCCAUGCAUGACAGAUUUUUGUGCGGUUUCAUGUGCGCACGACGAGUUUGCACGCUUCCAGACCCAGAUCGAUAUUUGCAAUGCAUAAUUUCGGUGGAGGCGCAACUGAGUUGGGAGGCGCAUGAAGUACCA
Amoebophrya sp. A120 is the source of this 2635-nucleotide messenger RNA. The record is from the annotation of a GenBank genome assembly. NCBI's taxonomy places the organism in Eukaryota, Dinophyceae, Syndiniales, Amoebophryaceae.